Molecule: messenger RNA, 936 nt
Organism: Closterium sp. NIES-65
Lineage: Eukaryota; Viridiplantae; Streptophyta; Zygnematophyceae; Desmidiales; Closteriaceae
Source: the annotation of a GenBank genome assembly
AUGGGAUCGCCGCGCUUAGCCCGGUCGGUCCUCCUGGCCGUCCUCCUCUUGUCGCUGGCUGCGCAUUCACACACGCAGACAACGUACGACUCAUUUCUCGACCAAAUCGAGAGCGUUUUGAACGGGUCCACGCCCCUCGGCAAGAUUGACUCCAUCUUGUUCACGCAGGCAAAUCAGUACAACUUGUACCUCAGCAAUAAAGCCGGCGCCAAUUCCGCCGCCUCCUCCUCCGCUUUCCGGAGCGCCUCCGUCUUUAGCACCACGGGAGAUUCGGGCGGCACUGGCGGUACUGGUGGUACUGGCGGCACUGGUGGCGGCACUGGCGGCGGCACUGGCGGCGGCAGUGGCGGUGGCAGUGGCGGGGGAAGUGGCGGGGGCAGCGGCAGCAACCUAGGCCCAUUCUUACGCUUCAUCCUGUCGCUCAUCCGCUCUGUAUCCAAAUCAAAGACGCCCUCUCUCACCCUCCUUCAGCAGAGCGUGCAAUGGCUCAGCACCAACGCGACCGUGAUAAAAUCAAAUCUCGCGAAGCUGAACUCGAUCCUCAAGCUGCUCCGCCAGCCGAGCCUCGCGAAAGCGCUGGGGUCCAUGAGCCGCGCGUUCUUCGUUUCGCCCGGCGCAAAGGUCGCGCUGGAAGCGGAGGGAAUCACUCAGCUGGCGGCUGCGCAGACCGCCGUGCCAGAGACGGUGCCAAAACCCGCAGAUCCCGUUGCAGAUCCGAACGUGAGCCAAAGUAACGGUCAGGUUUCUACCACGGGUUAUGCGGUGCAGAGUUACGGUGCUGUUACCGAGCAAAGCGACGAUGGUGAAGAGGGCGAUGGGAGGCCGCGAGGUGGGAGGCAGUACCGGAUUGAGAGUGACGAUGAUGACCAUGAGGACGAUGACGAGGAUGAAUGCGUGGAGCCGACAGGGCGAGUGCGGAUAAUCAAGUACACGUGA